GAAAAUUAACUAUGACUGAUGCUGUCUUUGAAGGUUAAUUUAAUAAUGGAUAAAUGAUUGAAGGAGAAUAUAGAUGGAAUGAUGGAAGAAAAUAUAAAGGUUAAAUUCAAGGAACUAAAAUGCAUGGUUAUGGAGAAUUUUGGUUUCCUGAUGGUAGAUAUUACAAAGGUAUAUAGAUUCUUAUUAAUUAUAAUAGGAAAUUGGGAUGAAGAUUAAAAGUAAGGAUAAGGAGAAUUUCACUACUCUGAUGGUUCUAUUUAUGUAGGAGAAUGGAAAAAUAAUAAAUAGAAUGGAUAAGGAAAGUUUAUUGAUUAAAAUGGAUAAAUAAUAAAUGGUUUUUGGAUUGAUGGUAUUAAGUCUAAUUGA
Molecule: messenger RNA, 366 nt
Organism: Paramecium sonneborni
Lineage: Eukaryota; Ciliophora; Oligohymenophorea; Peniculida; Parameciidae
Source: the annotation of a GenBank genome assembly